AAGCUGAACCAACACAAGAAAAAAAAAAGAUAAUUUUUUUUCAUCACCAAAAACUGGAUAAACAGAUAAUGAGAGGAUUUUGUGGAGUCUGUCAGCUGCUCACAGUGCUGCUGGCUGCUAACGUGGCAGCGGCUAUGGAUCCUUCCCACAUCCUGGCCAGUGAGAGAAGCUCGAUCGAAAGCACAUAUGAGCUGACCAAAUACCUGGAGUACCAGCUCAAAGAAAUCAAAGAUGUAUACCUGACAUAUCUGGGCCCACCGUUCAAUGAGAAAGACUUCUCCCCUCCUCGACCCAACAGUACUGCUCUAGCUUUACCGAGUGCUGCCACCCGACUAGAGCUGUGGCAUGGCUUAGAGAAUCAAGCCCGUCUUGCACAGAACCAGAGGGCCUACUCUAUCCUGCUGACUGCUGUCAGGGAGCUGGCCCGCUCCACUCUCUGCCCCUCCCUCAAAACAUCCCUCUUGCACUUUUGCACAGGUCUGGAUGGACUGCUGGGCUCAAUUUCUGCACUGAUGAACUCCCUCGGUUAUUCGUCUUCCCCACAAGGUACAGCUGGUGAGCUCCACUAUGCACAGAGGGGGGCAGGGGGCAACCAUCCAGCUCCUCUUAUGAGCCAGAGCCUGUACAGAUCCAGAGCUGGAUCAAGAACAGAACCCAGUCAGCGUGGCAGCCAGAGAAGAAGUCGAAUAAAGACUAUCAGAGGAGAGAGGGAAGGAGGCGAGCUGAUGGAUAGAAGAAGAGGGCGAGCAGGGAAAAGAGCGGAGUCAGCCGUGGCUUCAGGGCGUAGCAGUGGACUGAGGGAGAAGGGAAGAGGAGAAAGAGUGAGAAGAGAGGACAGGCAAGAGCAAGUAGAAAUAGUAGAGGAGCUAAACAGAGAGAUGAAAAGCUUAGGGACAAGGAGAAGGUUGUUGAGUAUAGAAGACAUUGAAGAUAAGAGAUACGGGGAGCCUAAAAUCAGAGUUGAAGUGUCUUAUCAGGAUGCAGAUGAAACCAGAGACCAUCAACAUACAAACAGCAAUCAAUACAGCUUCAGUCUGAAUUCAGAUUACAGAGACACCCUCAGAGAAGAUGGAUUUUUAUUAGAAACCAACAGAAAAUUUGUCAUGAAGGAGGAAAACACCGCAGAUAUGGAUUCAACCUCCUCUUCCUCCUUUAAUCAGCACCACAGGCGUCCUCGCUCUCUUCUCUACCCCACCCUCCCACCUCCACUCUCUACUCUCUCCCUUCUGUACCAGAUUGGAGUAGGUGAGGAGCACACCCUUCUACCCCAGCCUGUCCCGUUGUCUUUACAGAGGGGCACCUCCCUUCUCUCCCCUCCAUUAAGUCCACUGCUCUCUUCUUCCACCUCCACCUCCUCAUCGCUCCUACCGGUGCGGCCAACAAUGAAUGAUUUUGCAAGGAAGGUGGAGGGAUUUUGGAUCCUGCGAGAAUUGCAGAGCUGGUUGUGGAGAUCAGCCAAGGACUUUAACCGUCUCAAGAAGAGACUAAGAGGUUGAGACAUUUAGAGGAGACUGGACAAGGAGACAAAGACUCGUAAAAGUACAGCAAGGCGGAAAUUUUUUUUUUUUACAAAGUCUGAGAGGAGGUCAACUGAGAUAUCUGAGCACAUUACCACAACUAUACUGAACCCUUCCAUUCAUCCCAUACUGGAAACAGUGGAUAAAAGACUGUUUUUGGCUGGUCACCAGUCCUGCUACUGGAACAUAAAGCACACAAAGCCAUGACAAGACUGUUCUGACCGCACAUAGGAGGUCAUUGAGAUAAACUCACUGAGGCUGAGUCUGAGUUACUGGACUUCACAGCUCAUAGAUCAACAGGAAAACCGCUGUAGGUGGUUAGGCUCGAACAACACAGACUCAGCCCGGCCGGGUGAGCGGCAGCAAGACAGACAGUGCAGCCAUUGAACAUUAACUGAUUCAGUGACCUCACAUGUGUGAAUCAGCAAAAGUUCAUUUUCUCUAAAGGAAGAAGGAAAAAAAUAUGAAAGGGCAAAAGAAAAGAGAGAAGGAAAAUGCCCAAAAGGAUGUUCGAGGCAGAGAGAAGACAUGAGUCAGGGAGUGAUCACUUGUACUAACCAACAGAGGGGUAUUGCUGAGUAAUUACUGAGCAAAAUGUCAUUUACUGUAACCCUACAAGAGUUACACAUAUAAUCCAAGCAGAGCGGUAAAAUCCAUUUUUCUGCUGGUUUAGGUUUGGGUUCUACAAUGUAGACCUCAAUCUUCACAGAUAUCACCACUUUUAAUCAUCUCUAGAUUUUCUGAGCCUGAAAAUCUACAUGUAUUUAAUGCAUCUCUGCAGUGUCUGCGCUUUAUGUUCUAAAAAAGUCUAGACGUUUUCCCCAUAAUGACAUAUAUACUAUCAAUGCAACAUAGAAACUGUGUUUUAUUGGCCCAAGAAGCCAGAGCCUAGACCUCAGAAUGAUAGCUCACCAGUGGUAAGAUGUAAAACCAGUGAAUAUUUAUGUUCACUAACCGAGCUCACUACUACUAUCAAUACAUGCUAAAAACCUGUCUGUGGUGAAUAUCAAGAGCCUAGUGCAGACCAGGUGUAUUUUGUUAAAAUUACAUCAUUUUUUUAAUAAUAAAAAAACACUUCUCCCAAAUAACAAAUAUAGACAUUGUCAAUGGAAGUAUUUCUUUGCAACAAUUUAUUAACGUAACAUAAACUUUGCGUUUCAGAUCUGAAAUAUAGCAAGGAAAUCAAGUCUAUAGUCAUUCUGAAAGAUAAUAGUUUGUAUCAUACUAACGGUUCUGUAAUACAUUUCUGGUAAAACAACCCUGUUUCUUUACUCAUAGCCUUUCAGAGAUUUUGUUUUUUAUUUAACAGACACUGGGAUGGAUUUGAGAUCAUGUAAUUAAGGUUUGCCCUUCUUAUUACAUAAGAAAAUUGACAUUAUCUUUUUUCCAAGGCUACAGUACAUUAUUCUGCACAUAUUUAUUUAAAAACUGUAGCACCAAAUCUUUUAUAUCAGAUCACGUUUAUGCACAUGAGAAAGUAAAAAAGUGGAUAAUUCAGUAACUCUUGGACAGCUUCUGUGUACAUUAGCUUAACCAAUUAGAAAUGUAAUGCUGAGUUUUAGAACAUGUCCAGGACAUGAGGAUAGACAACCUAAGGCAUCGAUUCCAUUGUUGUAGAGGAUUGUAAUUUCCUCACAGUCACCUCGACAAACCGUACUGAUGCAUGUCUGUGGAGCUAGCGAGGGCUACCAGUUACAAAUAGUACUGGUAAAAUCUCCAGAUGACCUAAAAAAAGAUAAAUCUUUAUUUAUUUGUAUUUUUAUCUGAUGUCAAAGCCUGGAUUUACCAUAUUCCUGUACCUUAGAUGCUGUUGGCACAGGUCCGAUAGAGAAAAGCUCUGCAGACUAACUUCAGUUUCUUACUAUCUACAACUCCUUUUAUAUGACUUAGACUAACUUUAUUGUCAUUUUGUUUAGUCCAAUUUCAUUUAUACAGCUUUCCAACAGUGAACGUGCAGCAGCUUAGCAGUGAAAUGAACAUUUCCAUUCAUAAAGUUGAGAAGUGAUCAAAUGUAAACAGUGUAGGAGAGAAAUGGCGCAAAGAGGCAUUGAUGUGGAAGUUCAGAGCAGUGCAAAAAUAAAAUAUAUAUGGUGAAAAAAUGCAGUAGAAGAUUUGUGACUUGAUUUAGAGUUUUUUCAACAGUUCAGCAGUCUGAUGGCAGUGGGGAAAGAGCUGUUACAGAACCUGCCGAUCCUGCAUGGAACGGAGGCUCAGCAUAUGUUUAUUUGAUUUUGAUUGCAAGGGAGUCAACUUCUUAAAGGAAAAGUCCAGCUUUAAGAGGGAAAUCCAGUUGUUGUUUUUUUUUUCUCCAUGAAAUCCAGUUGGGAUUUUUAGUCUUCAAUUCUGAUUUCUGAGUGCAAGUCGAAUGCAAGCAGCUUAGCUUAGUUUAACUGUAAACAGGCCAAUAUUAAACAGAGACAUGGGAUAUAUUUUAACCUUCCAACUAUGGUAAAUAAACUUGUAGUGCUCCUUAGCUUGUGCCAUCAUCUUUUCAAAAAAUGUAUUAACCUUUCUGUUUCCCUUUAUAGCUGUUAACCUGUUAGCCAACCCCAAAUUCAAUUUUGCAUAGGCCUACAGUUACAGAGGGAAAUGAUGAAUGCACAGGAAAGCUCCAGCUUUGCUCUAAAACCCCAAACUGUUAAUGUAUAAUUUCUUUGUGUACAAAUGUAGAAAAUAAGGUGAUGACUUUUUAAGGUCGGUGCAGUGAAUGAAUCACACUAAUAUUACUAAUAAAACCUGCCUUAAAUUACCUAUUUAUAUUUGUAAUGGCCUAUAAGUUCAAAAGGAAUUGCAUUUGAUCAAUUUUGCCCUGAAGCACCUUCAGGUUUACACAGCUAAAGUAUUUAAACCAUAUGCUGGAAAGAAAACUCUGAAGCAAUUCGGUGAACUCAGUGCCUUGGGUCUGCAUUAAGCCUUUGGUUUGGAUCUCUUAAGACACAUGUUUGUGCCUGGUGUUUUGACAGCACGUUCAAGACAUGUUCAACACUCUACUAUUUGCUUUUCAAAAUCUUGAAGUAGUGCUGGAAGUUGCUUUCACAUUCCUUAACUUUAACCACUCUGAGCUUUCCCUCCAAGCAAGUUAAAACAUUUUGUUUUCAGAAUAAAUUUGUCGUCAUGUGUUUGAAAUGUGUGCUGUCAUGGCCAAAGGUUAUGGAUCACAUUGCCAUUAUUUAUUAAGCAGAAAUGUUUAUUUAUUUGUCCCUGUGUGAUAAUACUGUAUUGUAACUUGAGAGAGAAUAAAUACUAC
Cyprinodon variegatus (sheepshead minnow) is the source of this 4764-nucleotide messenger RNA. RefSeq names its product cardiotrophin-like cytokine factor 1 (gene clcf1). The record is from RefSeq and is a predicted model, not a curated record. The coding region runs from base 69 to 1496 and encodes 475 amino acids. The transcript has 3 exons. Lineage: Eukaryota; Metazoa; Chordata; Actinopteri; Cyprinodontiformes; Cyprinodontidae.